AAGAACCCUAAAAAAGGUCUUUAAUAAAACGCAACAAACCAAAAAACUGAAGCUCUUGAAAUUUCCUCUCUUCUUCUUUUGCUUGAGCUUUAGGUUUUGAGAGCAAAGAAAAACGAAGACGCGUCAAAGGUGAAAGUCAAUAAUCAUUUCUCUGAUUCCGAUUUUCUUCUCCAUUGAUGCUUCUGAUUAUUUAUUCCUUCUGGGUUUCGUUUCAACCUUGUGAAAUUUUUGUCGGCUGCUUCUAAUUUCUUCAAUUUCUCUCCCAAAUUUCGUCUUUUUUAGGUACUGAAAUGUGUCUAUUGCUUCUUGCUUCUGGUUUAUGGGUCCCUGCGACAUUUUGAGAGUGUUGUUUGGUUUAGGUGUCUGGUGUAUUGCUUAUAUAACUGUUGCAAUCUUUGCGUCUUUUAGAAUCUUUCACUGUAUUUGUUAAUUUCAAGAGCUUUUGUGGAGAGGUUCUGCUUGCUUGCUACAAUGGGUUACGCCCAGCUAGUUAUUGGUCCAGCAGGCAGUGGAAAGUCAACUUAUUGCUCGUCUUUGUAUGAACAUUGUGAAACUAUCGGUCGAACAAUGCAUGUUGUUAACCUUGAUCCUGCUGCGGAGAUCUUCAACUAUCCUGUGGCUAUGGAUAUCAGAGAACUUAUUUCUUUGGAAGAUGUGAUGGAGGAUCUAAAGCUUGGUCCUAAUGGUGCCCUUAUGUAUUGCAUGGAGUAUCUUGAGGAUAGCUUACAUGAUUGGGUGGAUGAAGAAUUGGAGAACUACAGGGAUGACGAUUACCUUAUCUUUGAUUGUCCAGGCCAGAUAGAGCUGUUUACACAUGUUCCUGUGCUCAAGAACUUUGUGGAGCAUUUGAAGCAGAAGAACUUCAACGUCUGUGUUGUUUAUCUGCUUGAUUCACAGUUCAUCACAGAUGUAACCAAGUUUAUCAGUGGUUGCAUGUCAUCUCUCGCUGCAAUGAUCCAGCUUGAAUUACCACAUGUCAACAUCCUCUCAAAAAUGGACCUCUUGCAGGACAAAAGCAACAUUGAUGAUUACUUGAAUCCGGAGCCUCGCACAUUGCUAGCAGAGUUAAACAAAAGGAUGGGUCCUCAAUAUGCAAAACUAAACAAAGCCUUGAUUGAGAUGGUGGGAGAGUAUGGGAUGGUGAAUUUCAUACCCAUUAACUUGAGGAAAGAAAAGAGCAUUCAAUAUGUUCUGUCGCAAAUCGACGUCUGUAUUCAGUUUGGAGAAGAUGCUGAUGUGAACAUCAAAGAUGAUGACGAUUUUAGUGACGAUGGUCCUGACCUAUAAUUGUUAUAUUCGGUUUCUACAACUUUUGUUAAAAGUCUAAACAAGCUUGGUCUCAUUGUUCUUGUCAGUUACCAAUGGCGUUUGUGAGAACUUUUGUUGAAUAUCAAAAGCCUUCAAUGUGAGACGCACUCAAACUUAGUUGAAAUUUCUCGAACCAGACUGGAUCAAUUUGGUUACAUUGAAUAUUUGUCGUAGGCUAUUUUUUAACCCAUAAAAAGUAACCUUAACACUAUUGCC
Messenger RNA from Arabidopsis thaliana (thale cress), 1524 nucleotides. Its product is annotated as P-loop containing nucleoside triphosphate hydrolases superfamily protein. Bases 472 to 1287 code for a protein of 271 amino acids. NCBI's taxonomy places the organism in Eukaryota, Viridiplantae, Streptophyta, Magnoliopsida, Brassicales, Brassicaceae. The transcript is spliced from 10 exons. Gene Ontology annotation, molecular function: GTPase activity; GTP binding. The record is from RefSeq and is marked reviewed.